This is a messenger RNA of Asparagus officinalis (garden asparagus), 2741 nucleotides long. Its product is annotated as protein TIME FOR COFFEE-like. The record is from RefSeq and is a predicted model, not a curated record. Gene Ontology annotation, cellular component: nucleus. Lineage: Eukaryota; Viridiplantae; Streptophyta; Magnoliopsida; Asparagales; Asparagaceae. The transcript is spliced from 12 exons. The coding region runs from base 234 to 2735 and encodes 833 amino acids. Gene Ontology annotation, biological process: regulation of circadian rhythm.
ACUCUCUCUCUCUCUCUCCCCCUCUGUAGUUUUGAUCCCCUUUCUUUGAUUGGAGAUCCAUCUCGGAUCUUGAAAUUUUGGAGAAUUCUAAGGAGUUCGCUGAGAAUUGGCGAUCUGAGACCUGAUUUGAUUGAUUCCGGCAUUGAUUUCGGUCGAGAAUCAAGAAACUUAUCAAGUGUCACUGCUAUCUUGAAGAAUUUUUGGUGAAUUCCUCAAAGAAUUUUUGAGUGGAUAUGGAUCGAACUAGAGAGAGAAAGAUGUCAUUCUCUUCAUCUCGCCGCAGGUCUCGAGGGAUGGUGCCUAAAGAAUCUUCAGGCAUCUGGAAAGUUGAGAACGAAGGGAUCGAUACCAUCAGAGAAAGAUACAGAAUUAAGGACCACAGAUUGAAUGGCAGGACGAGACAUAGCAGACUGGUUUCUAACGAGAGCUCGGAUGAGAGCUUUGAUGAAGAGAUGGCAGGAGGACAAAAUGGUCAAGCCGUAAUAAAGGAUACCAAGUUGAAGGGCUACGAUGAGAUCAUUGUUGGGGUUCCGGUCCCUCGAAGAGCUCGAGGCUUAAAGAGAAGAUUGCAGAAUUCGGUUGUUAAUGCUCAAUCAUCUAAUGUGUCAAAGGAAACUGGAGACGAAGCGGUUCCGAUAUCAGAGACUGAAGUUGAAGUUGCUAAAGUUCUAUUUGGAUUGACGAAACUGCAUUCACAAGAUUCUGAUGCUGUGGUUGAUACCUUCCAGGGUUCUUCAGUACCUGAUACAUCGGCCUUACCUAAAGGUUCUAAAGGGAAGAAGUUCAAACCUUUACAAUCUGAUGAUGAUGAAAAACCUUCCAUGAUAAUUACUAGCAAUUCAAAGUCAGAUGUGACAAUCGAUCAAUUGAAUGCUGGUAGCUCGGUACCUUUUCCAUCCAUGAAUGGAAAGCUAGCAGGCAUUAGUUCAACAAUAGAAAAAGUGACAACUUCAUCAACUAAGCUUGACAAAAGUUCUUCAAACAAUAGUGGUCAAUCAACGGUAGAAACACCAUUGCUGGGUCCUCAGAAUGUAGUCUCCCCAACUGUCCUUGCAGAAGAAAAACCAAGUCCUGCCAGUUCUAUUAUGUCCCAGCCCUUCAUGUCAGCAAUUCAUCCUGGGCAAGCUAAACCCCUUCUUUUAAAUAAAGGAGAUGAAGAUUCAAAUGCUAACUGUAAGACAGAGCAUGAACAAUCUGAACAACUGACAGGGAAAGGAUUAGAUCGACGGAAACAAGAUUUACCACCCCAAUCAUGUCAAAAUAAGAAUCUCGAUCGUCAUAAGGGUGCUUCUCCAGUUUCUUCUGUUAAAGAUUGUGUGAAGAAGAUGAAAUAUGAGAUCGAUCUUAUGGCUCUUCCACAUGGUGAUGAAGUUGAUGCAAUAAAUGAAUGCGAUCCUCAAGUGUCAUAUAUCAAUCAGGCACCUCUUGUCAUGCUACCACCAACACGACCAAAUCACUGUGCCACGCAUUGCUACAUUGCUCGUCUAAUACAUUUCCAGCAACAACUAGUGAAGCUCAACCCUUUUUGUCAGACAGCUGGCUCUUUGGGCAAACCAUAUAACUUGUCUGCAGUGCCACAACCAGGUGCAUUACUUCUAGGAGGUCCUGUCAUUAGAAAUCCAAAUGCUGUGAUCAAUGGCAGUUCCCGAUCUAGUUCUACAUCGCCUCUAAACUCUCAGUACCCUGUACCUAACUAUUCAGAUUCUUCAAAAGACGCUGAGAAAGGAAGGCAUUUACUUCAACAAUCACAUCAGGGUGGAUUCUUCCUAUUCCCCAUUAACCAAAUCCAAAGCCAAGCAGCAGGGCAAAAAGCUAGUGAUCUAUCACAAGCUGAAAAAUCAUUGUCCAAAUCCAAUGCGUCAUCAGCUUUGGCAUUAACCAGUACUAGUUGCAGUAAUUUAACAGCUAUUCCCGAUAAUCAAAAUCUAACCAUGUUCAAGGGGAACAAUCCUUUCCUAAAUACCCCGGCCUAUCAAGCAUACAUAGCUCAGCAGCAGCGACCGCCACUUCCACUCUUUCACGGUUCAUCUAAUUCUUCUCAGCUGUACUCUGGGGCUCUCCAGCUGACCCCAAUUCCUACUGCUUCAUGUGGAUCUUCCUUUGAGAAUUGCCUCCAAGAAAAACAAAUCCUCCAUUCUCCAAAGACUUUAUUAGAGGCUCAUGAUAACAAGCCCGAGCAUUCCAGGAACUGCGGGAUCUCCCGAUCUCAGAGAACUCUCCAGAACUAUAGCUUGCCAGCAGGGAAGCACCGACAACCACUUAGUCCCUUAACAAAUCAGGCAAAAGAACUAUCAAAGGCUAAUUCUAGCAGCAGCGGAGGUCCAUCUGAGUUGAACCAUUUCAGAAAACAAGUCGUGGUUCAAACAAACUCUCCUAUCUCAACCCUGUCUACAUCUGUAUCGGUUGCUUCGUCAGUAGCCUACUCUGAUCAAAAUAAACCCCGAGAGAGGUUAUGUUCUUUGCAAUGUAUGCCAAAACCAGAUAUUUGUUUAGAGAAUACUUCCAGUAGGAAAGUUACGCCCGUGCAUUCUUUGAUAGAUGCAGCCAAAGCCCAUCAGAAUAGUUCAGUACAUUUGACAUUUCCCGGGAGCCUUAAUACGAGGAAGCCUACUGUUAGUGAGCAAGCUCUUCUCUCUUCAUCAAUUGGGUUGACAACAGUGGCAACAGUUUCAUCAGUACAAGGUGCUGCUAGCCUGCCCGUAAAAUCAGCUGAACAGAAGCCAGCAGCAGCUUGAAGGAAG